Messenger RNA from Mucor velutinosus, 1632 nucleotides. RefSeq lists its product as uncharacterized. NCBI's taxonomy places the organism in Eukaryota, Fungi, Mucoromycota, Mucoromycetes, Mucorales, Mucoraceae. The coding region runs from base 1 to 1632 and encodes 543 amino acids. Gene Ontology annotation, molecular function: NADP binding; flavin adenine dinucleotide binding; N,N-dimethylaniline monooxygenase activity. The record is from RefSeq and is a predicted model, not a curated record. The transcript has 6 exons.
AUGCCAGUUGAAGACGUUGCCAUCAAAGUGAAUUGGAGCACUGAUAAAUUGGUUGAAUCAGUCGUCGAAACGCCUAAAAUUGGAGUAUACAAUGCCAACAUUGAUCAAUCAGAGCCGUUUCAGUUCAAAAACAAGAUAAAAAGAGUAGCUGUCAUCGGCGCUGGCCCUGCUGGUCUACCUACCGCCAAAUUGCUCCUAGAUGAGGGUAUUCAAGUCAAAAUCUACGAGAGAAAUGCAGCAUCUGGAGGAACAUGGAUAUAUAAUAAAGAGAAGCCAAUCAACCCUAAGUUUCCUUCAGAAAUUCCAACCAAAGUUGUAGAGCCCAGUUUGCCACCGAAAGGCGCCUCCCUGCCUUUUGUAAAGAAGACUACUAUUGAAGCUGCCGAGAACGAGUUAUUGCAGCUCACACCGCCUACGCCCUGUUACCGAUCCUUGAGGAAUAACGUGCCGACACCACUUUUACAAUACAAAGACCUUGAAUGGCGUAAAGAUACUCCUUGGUUCACCUCACAUGACAAGAUUCUGCAGUAUCUUCAAGACUAUUCUUCACACUUCAAGUUGGAUGACAUUACUGAAUAUAAUACAUCUGUUGAAAACCUUGAGGAACUGCCUAAUCAAAGUGGAUGGCGUGUUUUGACAAAACAUGCAGAGUACUCCAAGGACACGGAUCAAGUUGAGAUAUCAUGGAAGGAAGAGGUUUUUGAUGCUGUCGUUGUUGCUACUGGUCAUUAUCAUGCUCCUUAUGUUCCUGAUCUACUGGGCUUAUCUGAUUGGCGCAACAAGUGGCCUGAAAAUGUAAUUCAUUCGAAACAAUACCGUGUGCCUGAGCAAUUCAAAGACAAGUCUGUCCUUCUGAUCGGAAAUGGUACAUCAGCAAUAGACAUAGCUCGAGAUGUCAGUAGCCACGUCAAGACCAUCUACAACUCUGUGCGUGAAAGCAACCACAAAUUUGAUGAGCGUUACCUCAAGCUGCGAGAAGAACUCUCUAAAUUUGUUCCUAAAAAUGUGCAGCGAGUCGGCAACAUCAAGACAUUUCGUUACAGCAAUGACAAAGAGGAUAAAAUCCAAAAUGCCGUGGUUGAACUCGAAGAUGGUACCGAACUCACAGGAUUUGAUUACAUUAUCGUGUGCACUGGCUACGUGUUUAGUUUCCACUUUUUGGAGAAUCUUCAUUCGGAUCAGCAUAUCAAUUCCAAGCGCCAAUCUGAUGUAGAUGACAAGCAUGUGCUGGUCAAGGAUGGUACUCAAGUUUACAAUCUCCACAAGGACAUUUUUUACAUCCCAAAUCCAACACUCAGUUUUGUUGGUAUUCCGUUCCACAUUGCUACCUUCUCACUAUUUGAAUUCCAAUCCUACGCCAUUGCUAGAGUCUAUGCUGGUGCUGCUAAGCUCCCUACGGAAGAAGCCAUGCGCCUAGAGUGGCAGGAGCGCUUACUGCAAAAGGGAGGAGGAAGAGAAUUUCAUGCUUUGGGCUCGGAGCUGGAGCUGGCUUACAUCAAGGACAUUACAACUUGGGUAAAUCGAGAUGGUAAAUCACUAGGAAAACCAGUAGUCGAGGAACACGAUCAAGCUUGGAUUGAUAUCAAGGAUCAAAGCUUAAGUGCGCUCAAAAAGGCUUUAAAUAUUGAAUAA